This is a messenger RNA of Engraulis encrasicolus (European anchovy), 2293 nucleotides long. RefSeq names its product zinc finger, RAN-binding domain containing 2 (gene zranb2). The record is from RefSeq and is a predicted model, not a curated record. Lineage: Eukaryota; Metazoa; Chordata; Actinopteri; Clupeiformes; Engraulidae. Bases 231 to 1298 code for a protein of 355 amino acids. The transcript has 10 exons. Gene Ontology annotation, biological process: RNA processing. Gene Ontology annotation, molecular function: RNA binding; lipopolysaccharide binding.
GUGAAAAUGUGGUCCUCUUCCAAGUUGCCUGUUUAUCAUAAUGAAAUGUCUUUGUUACAUCUGAGCGUCUAGAUCCCAGUUCCCAUCUUACAUUUGGCUUUAAUGGUAUACUCUUUUUGAUAAAUGAAUUAGUAUUUUAAAUACCGCCGUUAUUUUUUAGAGCCAAAUCUUUUUAAUCUGGGAAUACACAGACAACUACACGACGUGACAGUCCCCUCACAGCGAGGAAAAUGUCGGGGAAGAGUUUCCGAGUCAGUGACGGCGACUGGAUUUGUCCAGAUAAAAAAUGCGGCAAUGUGAAUUUUGCAAGGAGGACCAGCUGCAACAGAUGUGGAAGGGAGAAGACCACAGAGGCAAAGAUGAUGAAAGCAGGUGGAACAGAGAUUGGAAAGACUCUGGCGGAGAAGAGCCGUGGCCUUUUCAGUGCCAAUGAUUGGCAAUGCAAAACCUGUGGCAAUGUGAACUGGGCCAGGCGGUCUGAAUGUAACAUGUGUAACACACCCAAAUAUGCCAAGCUGGAGGAAAGAACGGGAUACGGAGGGGGAUUUAACGAGCGUGAAAAUGUAGAGUACAUUGAUCGUGAGGAAUCGGACGGGGAAUAUGACGAGUUUGGCCGUAAAAAGAAAAAGUACCGUGGCACAAGUUCGGGAAGCAAGUCCAAAGAAAGCUCGAAAAAACCAGAGCCUCCUCCACGCAAGGCUGCUGCUGCGGCUGCUGAUGAUGAUGAGGAGGAGGAUGAGGAUGAUGAAGAUGGGGACCUUUCAAAGUACAAACUCAGUGACGAUGAGGACGAGGACGAUGAUGGCGACCUGUCCAAGUAUGACCUGGACGCCAGUGACGAGGAGAAGGAGAAGGCAGCUGCGGCGGCGGCGGCGGGGGAUGGGGCCGCCAAGAAGAAGAAGGGUAGCCGCUCGGGCUCGUCCCGCUCACGUUCCUCUUCGCGCUCCCGAUCGCGCUCCUCCAGCUCCAGCGCUCGGUCUGGGUCCAGGUCUCGGUCCAGGAGUUCGUCCAGUUCCCGCUCUCGGUCUCGCUCGAGCUCCCCGGGCCGGGGAGGCUCCCGCAGGUCUAACUCCAGAUCCAGCUCGAGGUCCCGAAAGGGCUCGUCGUCCCCUCGGAAGAGGUCUGGCUCUCGCUCUCGCUCCACCUCCUCCUCUCCCGGAAGGGGGCAGAAGAGGAGCCGUUCCCGGUCUCCCUCCGACAGCAGGAAAAAAAGGCGCUCUAGAUCCCAGUCGUCUGAAAGGAAUCGUGGCCAGUCUUCCGGAUCCUCCCAUUCUGGUUCAAGUUCAAAAAAGAAAUGAUAUGGAGAGCAAACGUUAUCAUAGGAAUCUCAUGCAUGCAUGUUGAAUGAUGACAUUAAAAAAGACGCCGUCAUAAGCAUUUACAGCAGAACUCUCCUCAGUCAAAAAAAAGAAAAGAAAAAUUAAACAAAACAAAUCACAAACUUCUCCAUGAUCACACUACCUUCCUAUUACUGAAUAAUAGCAUUUACUUCCAUCAGAAAAAAAAUAAUCGAUUAAGAAGCUAAGCUUAUAGCAACCCAUUGUGGAAAUAAUAUCCCUCUGUAAACGCAGCAAAGUCAAAACUCAGAAUGAUGAUGGCCAUCAUUAUAGCAUUGGCAGUAAUGUUCUCAUAAUUCACCUCUCCAUCCUGUGUGAGGAAACAAUCCAGACUAGCUUCUUGAUUGGAUGUGUAUUUUUAGGCCUUAGUUUCAACUGGCCGUAGGAACUGGGUUUGUGUGUAAUUUUGGAAUGGCCGUAUGUGAAAUUGCACAAGUCUAUUCAUGCCGGCUCAAGUCCACAAACCUGUCAAAUCCGUAAUACUUAAACGUAAUAACGCCUACCAAGAGGCUGUAGUUUUUACUGUCCAUGUGUAUGUUUGAGGCUUAAGGUAAGUAUGUUUUUUAUUUUGUGUCCAACAAUACCCCCCCUAUCCAUGGAUGAAAUGAAAUGUCUUGCUGUGAAGUUUUUUUUAUUUUCUCAUUGUCUUUUUUUGUGGACUUAAUCUUCUAAGCAGUUUUGAAAUAAGACAUACAUUUUCUGGUUGGUACAACCUGAACACAUCAGUUAAGUGGGUUGGAUCACUAAGCUAUUCAAUUUUUCUUGUGUAACAAGUCUUUAUGGAGAGAUGAGAGAUUCAUUCUGAUUCUACUAUGCUUAAUGUAUAGGCUACAACAAGUUUUCCAUGUCUGAACGUCUUUCUUUUUUUGUGAGUGAUAGGGAAAUAAGAAAGUGAGAAAUGUUCUGUUUGAUUUUUGAAAAACAGUAUUGUAAUGUGAAUAAAAAAUCUUUCAUCA